CCACAUAUCUCAAUGACUUCACGUUCUUCGCGUCUCCUCUACCGCGACCAAUUGAACACUAUAUACCCAAGUAAACAAAGCGACAACACCAUGCCCUGGAUAAUUGAUCAUCUACAAUAAGCAUAUCUCGAAAUGUCGAAGACCGAGAUACUGCCUCCUAAUAGAGCGACAUUCGCCUCGGUCUUCUCUCAUCCUACAUUCCGGCCGCCCAAACAUCAACAGCGCUUCACCGCGACUGCAAGCAAACAGCUACCAGUCAUCAAGUCAACCCUUAAACACCAUCUACGAUCACUUCUGGGCAUAGGAGAUGAAACCUUCUUGUAUGGUCAGGAUCGAUGGAUCUCUGGAAGGGGUGGUCCAUUUCACAGCCAUUUCGAAACGUGUCCGGAUCCAGCGCAAAUACGGCACCCUACUUCUGAAGACCAUGCUACUCAAUUAGCCAGAGAAUCUCGCUCGCCGUUAUGGACGUAUCUUGAACAAUGGAAAUCAAUCGUGGGACCAUCGACGCUCAAGAAACAACUCGCCAGCUUUCUGAUAGACCUCCUUGCAGAAUUCAUCACCUGGUCCUACGCGGGCGUGUACCGCGAAUGGCUUGAAAGACAUCUUGAUUUUUGGGUUGAGCACCUUCUCGCUCGGAUCACCCAAAAGAUGUGUCAUCAUCUGGAAGACGAUUCCCAGAGUUUAUCUACACCUGUCGAAACGAAGAAAUGGAAAGACAUGGCGACGGCCCGCCUAGGCGCUCUUCGUGUCGAUGAACUCUUCAACGUCAUCGUCGAAUGGGACGUAACUGCACCAGCGAUAGAGGAUCUUCGAGCGUUCACUACUAACCCUGCAACACGAGCAUAUUUGACCCAAGAUUUUGCAAACGUCCUACAAAAGCGCCUUCUACAUCCUGGCGCAUCAACAGUUGAAAUCCUCCAGAUCUACAUCUCCAUCAUCCGCGCAUUCCGCAUCCUCGAUCCAAGAGGCGUGCUCCUCGACCGCAUUGCACGAAAACUGCGUCGCUACCUCCGUGAACGCGACGACACAAUCAAGGUCAUCGUCGUAGGACUCCUCAGUGAUCCAGGCAGCGACGACGGAAAACCAGCGCCCCCUGACCCGAACGUGCUCACCGAGCUUGCUGUGGAAUUAAACAACACCAACAAUCAAUCCAGCGGUGCGGACGAUACCGACUUUGACUGGAACAACAUGGACUGGGUGCCUGACCCGAUCGACGCGGCUCCAGACUACGCGAAGACCAAGAACGACGUGAUAGGAAGUCUGAUCACGCUAUUCGACACGAAGGACGUUUUCGUGCGGGAACUACAAUACUACAUCGCAGAUCGCCUGCUCAAGAAAAACGAAGACUUCAACCAGGAGAUCUCUGUGCUGGAGCAUCUCAAGCUCCGGUUCGGUGACGCAGCCCUGCAAGGUUGCGAAGUCAUGCUCCGCGAUGUCUUGGAUUCGAGAAAGGUGGACACCGUGGUUCGUCGUGACCGGGGAAUGCAUGAUCCGUCGGCCACAGACGGAAGAGAAGGAGACGGCGUCCAAUUACAUGCCAAAAUUUUGUCGCGCUUAUUCUGGCCAUCCAUACCGGAGCAAGGCUUCACCGUGCCUAAGUUCGUGCAGGAACAGCAAAAGAGUUACGAAGCCGGGUUCGAAGCUCUCAAACAGAACAGAAAACUCACAUGGAACAACGCGGUGGGCCAGGUCGAAGUCGAGUUGGAAUUCGAGGACCGUACGGUCGUAGAGGAAGUCCUACCUUGGCACGCAACCGUCAUCUACGCGUUCCAGGACACAGGUGCUGCAGACGCGUCUCCAGUGAGCAAAACCGUCGCGGAACUAGCUGCCGAGCUCAGCAUAUCCCCUACCCACGUACGCAUGGCGUGUGUUUUCUGGAUGAGCAAGCGGGUUCUGAUAGAGACUAUCAGAGACACCUUUGUCGUACUCGACCGACUCCCCGAUGCGACCGACAGUGCCAUGCAAGAUGACGGCAGUGGUGCUGGCAGACACGACACCGCUUCUUCCUCGGCUGCUGCUGCUGCCGCCGCGGUGGCACAGGCAGCAAAGGAGGCCGAGGAGGAAGAGCGAAAGGCCAAAAUGGCGGUCUACCAUCAAUUCGUGGUCAGUAUGCUGACGAAUCAGGGUGCCAUGCCGUUGCCACGAAUAGCCAUGAUGUUGGGAAUAGUGGUGCCAGGUGGAUUCCCCUUUAGUAACGAGGAAUUGAAAGAGUUUUUGGUCGGAAUGGUGAAAGAUGGAGUGCUCGAGAUUGGGCACGGUGGUGCUUAUAAAGUUGUUUCUUCUUGAGCAGGGGUAUCUACCAUACUCAGACAUUCUCACGCCUUCACACCCUUACACCCUCACACACUUUCAUGGUAUCACGGUAUUACGGUUUUACGCAUUACGCAAUACAUAUUUGAGGGUGAUAUUACUAGGACUAUGAAAGCCGAAAACAGGAUGAUCAUUAGGAGGAGAAAAUCAGGUGUCCUUCGCAGGGCAACCGAUAUCGUGACGCUUCAGGGAUCAAUGACGAGAGAACCUCACAUUCGAUCUCAAGCAAAAUCAACAUCGAUAUCAAACAACUCGGUUGUUAUAUCAUCUCGACUCAAGAAGGAUUGAACGAUUGAUACUAUUUUGGCAAGCCAAAAGAUUUCCCAUCUACCUAGGUCUUAAUCGGCAUCCAACCUAGCCACUGGUGGCGUGUCAUCAACCUGAAUGCCACCCCUCUUCCUUUCGUUAUUGUCAGGGAACGGCAACGUCCAACCACCUUCACUAGCCGGAGUGCUCAGCCAGAGCCUCAUGAGGUGUCUCCGCGGCAUGCCGCUCUCGGGCGGGUGGUCCCUGUACUCGGUACGGGCGUGCAAGACGUGGCUGUUGCUCAGGAACUGAAUGUCACCCACGUCGAGGAUCAUGUGCAACUUGACGCGGUUGCACACGGCCUCGAGGGUUUCGAGGGCGUGGACCUGUUCGGCGCUCAGAGGUGGGAUGAUGCCUUUGUCGCUGAACCUGGACAGACUGCGGACGUAGUACGGGUCCCAUUUACAAUAGACUCUGUGCUGUUGACGCUCCGGGUUGGUCGGUUCGUCCGAUGACGAUGGUUCGAGAUACAUGACGGCCGCUCGGAUAUAAGGCUCUUCGCCUUUGCUGACCUCGCCCUUGCGGUCGAAGUACCACACGGGUUUCGUCAGCAGUUCCGCGACAUCGGGGUACUCUGCCUGCAAAAUGUUCCAGACCUGGUGGACGCACGCGACGUCGCUCUCGCCGCCGUACUGGGCACGGGCGACGCACAGGAGGCCCACGACGUCCGAGUCAUCGGCGUGGAAGAACUGCCUCGCGUUGGUGCGGUAGAUGCGGACCUUGUCGAUCUGCGUGCUGUCCUCGCCCAGGUCCUUGACGUGACCGAGGAUGUGGCCCCUGCCGUUCUGCGAGACCGGGUACCCGAUGUACGUGCCCAAGCCGACGUAGGCGACGGCGGACUUGUGGUUGCCCCAUUCGUGGACCGGGAAACCCUUGUACAGGAUGAACCCCUUGCCGUUGAGGAUCUCAUUGCGCAUCGCCGCCAGGCUGGCCGCCAUGGUGGGGAGGGGGAAGUUGGAAGGAUUGAUGCCCGUCAGAGGCAGCUCCUGCGCCACAAACGCGUCGGCCGCAGCGGAGAGCUCGGCGAUCUCGGCUUCAGAAAAGACGUGCGUCCAUCGUUCCGGGUGAGAGGCGUACUCUUCUGCCGACCAGACGGUGGGGCCGCCGCCGAUGUGUUUUGGGAACGAAGAGUAUGGGUAGAGCUUGUCGUAGAGGGGUGGGUGUUGACCCGACGUCUUGAAGCCGUCCGGGAAGAUGGACCGAUCGACUUCUUCCCCAGGAGGUUGGUGCGGAUGGGGUUUCACCGGGGUCGAAGUCGACGGCGGCAGGGCCGUUGAGUCGACGGCCGUAGGUGCCAUCUUGUUAAAAAGAGAUCCCAGGGAGAUGGACCUUACAAGUCGGAUUUAGCUAGUUGAGUAUUUGAGAUUUGAUGGAUAUGACGAGUCGUGAGAUCCCGAGGAUACGAGUAAUGAUAUAAUCUCAA
Exophiala oligosperma is the source of this 4039-nucleotide messenger RNA. RefSeq lists its product as uncharacterized. The transcript has a single exon. Gene Ontology annotation, molecular function: ubiquitin protein ligase binding. Lineage: Eukaryota; Fungi; Ascomycota; Eurotiomycetes; Chaetothyriales; Herpotrichiellaceae. The record is from RefSeq and is a predicted model, not a curated record. Bases 133 to 2286 code for a protein of 717 amino acids. Gene Ontology annotation, cellular component: anaphase-promoting complex. Gene Ontology annotation, biological process: ubiquitin-dependent protein catabolic process.